GUAGACGUAUCGAAUUUAUCAUUUAGAAUCAUGAAUUAGAUGUAAAAAUCUCGAUUAUCGUUGAAUUGUAUCGAAAAAAUGCUGUAUUUGACAAAUUUCCUUGAUUUUGCCGUCAUUUGGCACCGCCAUGAUGUUUUCGACCUUCUGUUUAUGUGCAUCUUUAAAGUACAACUAUUUUAUCCAUCGAUGGACGGGGUCUUAACUUCAUUUCUACUCCCAUCCCAUUCCAAAAACAGAUUUUUUCUCCAAAAUACUGUUUUUUUCGUAUUUCUUUUUAUUAAGACAGCCAUAUUUGUUUUCCACGUCGACAAAACUCAAAUAUAACGACGGAUUCGGAAAGAGCAUACCCAAAAAUAGUAGAAUAUACAUUGUUGGUCAAAUUGCUCAUGAUUUGAUAGGCAUUCAAGAGAGUCAAAAGUAAGCAGAAAAUUUUGGACUUUCAGGCGUUAAUGGGUUAAUGUGUUUUACAUGCGUCACAUCAAUAAUCUUAUUAAUAUCGGUACAUACAAAGUCAUAAUUUAUAUAAUAAUUACAGUUAUUAAUAAUAGUGAUAUUAAUAUUAAUAAAAUCGUAAUAAUAUUAAUAGAAAUAUUAAUUAAUAACAUUGCAACUCAUCGAUAAUUAUAUCGCUUUCAGUUUUCGAUUUGCUGUCGUUUCCUAAAACUGCUGAUCUACCCUUUGCACACUCUCCGCCGCAUUAGCUAUCCGCACAUUAGCCUCCUAAUCUCCAAUCGCUCGGCCCGUGGAGAUUUCGGAGAGCGGCAAAGCAUCGCUGAUCAAUAAAGGAGACCGAGCGUUGCGGCCGUUGUGGAGCUUAAUCUCGCGACUGGUCCCGCGUGAUUGAUUCGAACAUAUUUCCAGCUUACGCGCGGACCACGAUCGAUCUCUCUCAAAAUCCCAUCGUGAGGCUACAAUUUGAACCUUUGUUAGCUUUUUGCACGAGAUAAUUAUUAAGCUCAGAUCGUAACAAGGUACAAUUACUUAUGAAUUAUGAUUUUCACGUACAAAUAUUACACAAAUUACUGGGGUUGAUGAGAUUGAUUUGUACCCCUACGUUUUGGAGUAUCUGGCGAUCGCCUCGGUAUCGCAUGAAACCUUUCAAUUUUUAACAUCUUCAAUGUUAAAAAUCUUUGAUGUUAAAAAUUAGAAGGUCUGCCUUCACGAUCAGUCGAGACAAUGCCUUCCCCUCGCUUAUAAACAGCGCCUUUCUCUCGCGAAUAUCCGACUAUGUUCGAGAAGAGGGCGGAUUCGAAUCGCGCAAUAUGUCGCAUAAUUCGGCCAUUCCUCAUACCACAUUCGCGAGCAUGUGAGCUCCGAGGGAACGAAACUCCCGACAUGUGUAGCCACGUGUGUAUCGCUUGUAGUUUCAUAAGCACGCCGGAUACGCCGCCCUCCGACAUCCGAGAAUCAAAGUCACGGAACGCGAAAUCGAUUCGGGAGGUAUCAGGAUCCCAUUGUUUGCGCGGGGACCGACGUUUUUCCGGGAUUGAUGGAUGCUCCCGCGGCUGAGGCUGUCAUGUACCAGGUAUUCGAGAAAACGGUCGGUUUUCCGCGGCGCUACUCCACGGUAUUCCGUGAUAUUCAUUUCUUCCAUGCGUUUAAGAGGCUCGAGGGUGUGUCUUGUAUUGGAGACGUCUUUCAAGAAUAAAGAGUGGAGAAUCUUCGCAGUCUGAUUGUAAAUGCGCAAAAUUUCUCUAGAAAAUUAGGCGACUUUGCACUACCGUUUCUCGACGAUGUUCCUCGACACAGCGCCGACUCGCUCUCUAUAAUCGCUCAGUGAGUUCACGCUUCACGAGGGAGACUUUUGUAUUCACGAGUAUGAUAAUGUCCUUUGACGCAAGCCCUCUUCGCACCUACAACCUCGUUCGCGCACGUGUCUGCAUCAUGUGCUCCUAACGGAGGGAUGUCCGUGAGCAACCGGGAAUACGGUAUUCCGAUGCUUCGGAAACGUCUCCGCGCCGCGAAUGCAGGAAUAAUUUUACAUAUUUCAGCGCAGCUUGCGGAGCGGCAAAGGAGCUUACUUGUUGUCGCCGAGCAACAUCGCUACGUAUGCAAAACGCUUUUAUCGAACGUUACUCCGAUAAGAUUUGUGUGUUAGCUUCUCUCUCUCGAUAUCGGCUUAUCUGUUAUCUAUCCGUGUUACGUCUUGACAGUGUGACAAGCGAUAUCCCUCAUUCACGUUCGAGAUUUUAUUAUCAAGAAUAUCAGGCAUCAAGAUUUGGCGAAUUGUUUGAUCAUGUAUUGGCAAGAUCUGAAAUUUUUUGGUACCAAUACGCUUGUAGUUAUUUGUAAUAACAGUUUUUUAUUUGUUUAAUCCUCGUUAACAAGGACUAAAGAAUUACAAGAAUAUUAGCAACGAAAAUUAGGACACUGUCAAUAACAACAGAAAGAAACUUGCAAUUACAAAAAUACUUUCGACAUCGUCAAAAAUCAAGAAAAUAAAGAAAAGAACAAGAGCUGUCGUCAAAUUGACAAAAGCUUCCAGUAAUCGACACUUGCUUAACAAACGAGAACUCUCGCCACGUUUGGCGCCACUUUUCGAAGCCGAGGGUGAAUCUCUCGCCGGCAGAGAGCUCUGUCGUCGUGGGCGCCAAGUCGGGGAGGGUGAACCGCAAUCGAUUGCGAUAUAUCGCAAGCAACUCCGACGCGUCGGAGGGUGGAGGCGCGUGCGCCCUGGCCGGACCGCGCGGAUUGGCCGGCGAUGAUGUCAUGCAGUCACCCCUAGGUCUCUGAUAUCAUCUGCGGGCUUUUCUGCAGUCCACACCGACCACUCGAGCGGCGUAGCCGCAUCAUUCGAGGUAUUGCACCUGUGUCUAACAUCCACGCCGCGCUGUCCGGUCUGUGCCGACCGCGGACAACCCCGAGCAUUCCUCGCAGCCGAGGGCAUUUCGGAGCCACGCACCCCGCCGGCAAAGGUAUCACUGUGCGACGAUUACAGCCUGCCCGUCGACUUCGUGAACAAGAGACGUCCUGCAAGCGCAGCAGCCGCGACUUCUACGGUGCAAUGGAUGCUGCCGAGUCCGACAGUGGAGAACGCGGAAGUCGAGGUUGUGGAACAAUACAGCGACCCUAGAGACAGCAAGAGCAAGGCGUACGUAGAGCCGGGUGCGGAGACUUCCUUGCCAACGAUCUACAGCAAGGCGAAUCGCAACUAUUGUCGUCCUUACACAGAUCCAUCAGCCUCUGGUUCAUCCUGCGAGGAUGACGAGGAUGGACGACUGGUAAACGUCAGGAAACGGAAGAACAGUCUCUAUGCUUCCUCCUCGACUCGCGCAUUAUCCGCGGAUCGCGACACCUUGACAUCAACCGACGCUCUGCUCGUGGAUUGCGUCGCUCUGGUGCAUCUCACCGAUCAAUCACCGACCGAGUCCAGCCAACCAGUGCGUCACCCAUCGCCUUAUUACUACGGCGAUCUCUUCAAGGUACCGGAGCAAUUGUCCAAGUCGCAGCCAAGCAAAUAUCGCAAGAGCGUCAGCCUCGACGUGCCGGGCGAACGUUCGCGCACACCCGGUAUACCAAAGAGGAACUCGCUUGCGGGUGAUGGGGGCUCGUACUCGUCCCAGCAUCGGUACUAUCAGCAGCAACAGCAGCAGCAGCAACAACAACCGCCGCCACCACCACCGCCGCCACCACCGCACUAUCGUAGCCAGGAUCUGGUGAGCCCCACGUCGGGGAGCGAGCAUGCUGUCUCAGGCAGAAACGAGAUCCUCUCGUCGUGUAUCAUCACCGAGUGGGAUCACACCCUCAUGCCACCUCAUCGUCUGCUGAGCCAUGAUCUGCCCACGACCGUUUGUACCUGCGUAGCGUCGCCUGAAGAGGAGGAGGAUGAGUUAGAACGACGGCAGCCGCAAGUGUCGCGGCAUCAGGUGCGCAAACUACGACGUACGCGUAGGAUAGAACCGCAGCCGAUACUCGUCGAGGACGAGGACGACGUGGAGGGCGAAGACGAGGGCGAGGAGGAGGAGGAGGAAGACGCGGAGCCCGAGGACGAGGACGAGGAAGGGAUGGCCAGGCAACGUCACCUCUACGAGACGGCCUUCGACUGCAAGGUCAAUCGCUCCGACGACGAUCUCGACGAUCUCGAUCGCGUUACCAAUCAUCCGGUGCUGCAUUCCCAGAUAUGGAGUGGUACCGCCCUAACGAGCAGGACGAACUCGUCGACGGACACGUCGAAGCAGCAGCUUCAGCAAUCGCUUCCUUACGCCGGCCAGUCGCAGCCAAGCAAGGAUCAUCGACGCAAAGUUGUACUUCUCCGCCCAAAACCGAUUCCGAGCCGCCUACAACAGCAGCAACAACAACAGCAGCAGCAACAGCAGCAAUCGCAGCAACAAUCCGACAAUAUAUCUACUCUGUCCCAGGAUAUCGAGUCCCUCCAGAUCAACUCGAGCGAUGAGAAAACUGGAUCGCCGAGGCUACCCGCGCGCGAUUACACGCCGUCACCACCUUCGACCGCACCAUUGCCUGCGAAAUUUCACGGCAACCGCGAUCAUUUGCUGUUAAACAUACGCAGUGCACCGAAUCUGCCAUCGCAGCCCGAUCAUCCCCGAUUGAAGGACAUGAGGCUGCCGGUGAAGUCGUUGUUGCGCGCCAAAGACUCGCCGCAGAGCAGCGAGGGUAGCAUCCUCGAGAUCAAAGGUCGGCCGAAAACCUUCGUCCAGGAGAACAUUGACUCAUCGCAGGGUCGCCGGUUCGACAAGGAGCUCAUACUCGAGUUCAAGGACAGGCCGCGGGAGGAACGGCAACGACCGCGCAGCCUGAUCCGCGAGAACAGGCCGAUAAUGGAAUUCAAGGGCAGGCCCCAUGAGGCUGAAAGCGAGCUCGCGCGGCCGCGCUGCCGGGACGCCGGUCUGCUGGAGUUCAAGCUGCGGACGUCGCGACGCCGCGCCGGUUACUCGAGCACCGAGAGCAUGGCGACGAGCAGCAGCGGCGGCAGCAUGGAGUCCAUCCGCAGCAGCACCAGCGAGGGCAACCGGUCCACCAGCAGCUCCGACAGCCGGCACAGUACUCGUUCGUUGAGCUCGCACAGCUCCGACAGCACCGGCGGCAUCAAUUGCUACCAUCAUCAUCAGCAACCGUCGCUGCCUGGCUUCCUGACGCAUCACGCCACCAAGAUGCACAUCCUAUCGCCGAUCUCCGACAAAUCGUCGCAAGAACCGGCCUCGGAGACGUCCGACAAUAACCGGAAUAACAACUCGCAGAAGGCCUCGCCCGAGGAGAACAUCACGGUGGAGAACAAUGUGGCGAGCAACAAUACGAGCAACACCAACGCGGCCAACACGAACGCCGUCACCUCGCCCAUGGACACGUCGUUCAAGAAGCGACGUGCGCCGCAGAACAAGAAUCUCAUCAAUUUAGCGUUGCAGUCAUCGUCGUCGGGCGACGCCGAGAUCCAGGGCUCGGAUAGUGGUAUCUCGAUUGAGUCACGUGCUGGCAUCAAGUGCAAGCCCUUCGGUUUCCACCUGUUGAAGCCGCAGCUGGACAACAUCAAUCUCGUCGACAACGAGCCCGAACUCUCGGACUUGCCCUUCGAUAUGCCGAAGCUGCGUAGGAGACGGCUGUUGAUGCAGCAGGACGCCACCACCUCCGGAAGCGCGACCAGUGUGGACCUGAGGGACCUGCCCUUCGACAUGCCGAAACUCCGGAAGCGUCUAAGGUGCACUCAGAGUACCGAAUCCAGCGCGUCCCAGGCGUCGUCCAGCCUUUCGGUGCGCGACGUGGAGCCACCUCCUCUGUUUGGCGGCGGUCUGGCGCGUCCGAAGAUGACUCUGAAUCUAGAUGCGGGCGGAAACACGGCGGGGACGAGCGGAAACUUAAGCGGACAAUUGGCGCCGAAGAAACCAGGCGGUUUGAGCCUCGGCUUACCGCUGGAGAUCAGCACCGCGCGAAUAUCAGCCGACCUAGUCGACGUGGAGCUCCCGUUGGAGAGGCAAGGGUGGUAUCACGGCUCUAUCACGCGCAUCGAAGCGGAGGGUCUCCUACGAGUACAUCAAGAGGGAAGUUACCUGGUGAGGAACAGCGAGUCGACUAAGCAGGAUUAUUCUCUGUCUCUGAAAAGCGCCCGUGGCUUCAUGCAUAUGCGCAUCCAGAAGAACGAGGAGCUGAACGCGUACAUCCUGGGCCAGUUCAGCAAGCCGUUCGACAACAUACCAGAAAUGGUCCGUCAUUUCAGCGUGAACCGUCUUCCGAUACGCGGUGCCGAGCACAUGUGUCUCCUGCAUCCAGUCAUAGUCCAGCUUUUGUAGCGCAUUUAUCGUAGCGCCAUUUAAAGGCGCUGUGUGAGACUCUUUUGAUAAUUCGCUUUUCCCCUUUCACGAGUGCGACGAGUGCCGAAGCGCGCGACUGCGAGUGCGAGUAUUAGAAGCUCGCGACACGAAGCGCCGAGCAAAUGUCGACACGCGUUACACUACGGGGAAUACUGUUAUUCUCCGUACGAGGCAGGUCUUCCGAGCGAUACGUGGUUGACUUCCUGCGGAAUCCGCCGCAUCACAAUUCGCAUUCGCUUCUGGUCGAAUGGACCGCACGAAGAGCGCCGGAGAUAAUGGACAAUAAUGGCAUCGACGGGGAACAGCGCAACGCCCUGAAAUGUUGGUAUGAGUACAGUACAAAAGUAUAAAUGGUCAACGAGAGGGAGAGAGAGCGAAGCUACUCAACGUUACGCAGUUACGAUCGAUCGGACGGCAACGUCCGGGUGCCUGCAAUUUAUCGGGAGACACCAUAGCGCUUCACCUGCGUGAAAAGUCCCGCUAGGUCGCUCACAGUGAGGAAGCUUCCACAACACGCUCGUCUUUUCGACAACAUUUUAUCUUUGCCUGUAUGCGGCCGAUUUUCCGCUUCGCGAUGGAGCUCGAAUUGUGGCGGGCACAUAUCUGGGCUCGAGAAUGCUGAAAUCGACGGACGCGCUUCGUCUUCCGCGAGACAUCGCGCAAACCUACCUCAUAGGCAAGCACACGCGUCGCGGCACGACGUAUGGACGAACGUUGCGAACUAUUGAAGACACUUUGAUGGCAGAUUAGUCGAGAUGGAUAUUCAGGAUAUACCGGAAGCGGACGCGAACCGCUUGGCGGCAGUAAUCGUUCGCAAUCGGCAUUCGCGAGCCUCGCAAGGGGUUGCGAAUUCGGAAUCGACGAUUCUGAGAUGUAUACGCAAGAUUGAUCUCGAGGAAGCGUCCAGAAAGAGAAAGAGAGAGUUCGCCAGCUUAUUUGUACGUGUACAGAUGUUCCUCGAGGCUACUAAGCAAGUAAGCACCUAUGAAAGAAACUAGAUGGAAUCAGAAAGGAAACUUAACGUAAUUUAAGAAAACGGGAAACAAGAGUGGGUAAUACGUACUUAGGUUUAACAGAAACGUGAACGCAGCCCGACGUGGCGCGCGAGCCGGAGGAGCCAAAGUAGAGCUAAUCCUAAUUAACGCCCGGUCGAUUUUUAGAGUGCGGGCGCGUAGAGGAUCGGGAGAGAUGAGCGCGGUGAGCGCUUUGGAAAAUGCCAAACUUUACUUCUAAUCAUAAUCGUUUAGUCAGGGUUUAGUUUUAUCCGUCGUCGUUGAUAAGCGAUUAGGCGUAGAUCGAUAAGAGCGGCCGCAAUUUGGAUCGGUGUCGAUCGCGAGAGUCGAGAAGAGAGUUUCCUGAGUAAUCCUGAGAAAACUAUAGGAGAUGGCAAUGACGAUGACGUCUUCGCAGAGUCAAGAGAACGUAAACGAGAACAGAGAGAUGGACGAUCGAAGAGUCAGCCAGUCUGAAUGAUCGGUGGCUCGUCUCACCCGAGUCAUCCGUCCGACAGUCCCAGAUUCGUGGGUGAUUUUUGCGAUAGGAUCGUGCAACCGAUACAUAUUUUUUCAUGUGAUAUUAAUUUGUUACAGAGAAUAGCCUAGUUUCACCUGUGAUCUGUUACUUAGUUCCCCUUGCCGCGUGCGUUCGCGCGCGAUAAUAAUGAAUAAUAAUUGUAAACUUGUGCUGUUACAUCGCGUAGCCGGCAACGAUCAGGCGCGUCGAUCAGGCGCGACGACGACGAGAGAGAAAGAGAGAGAGAGACGUCCGUGGUGUUACAAUAAUUUCUCGAGUUAGGGAUUCGAUUCGCGCGGAACUGGUUGUGAGCGAAUUUUUCUGUUAGCGCGAGCGUGGUGCGCGCAGAACGAGCAGCGGUUUCGCUUAGCGUUAAUUAGUGACGUAGGAAUCUGCAAUGACGGGUAGCGAGUGCCAGGCCUUCAUCCUUUAGAACAGACGACAGUUUUUCAAUCGGUAUUACGCGCAUGAACGAGACGCAUUGGUUUACUGAUUGCACGCAACAUUCAAAUCCUGACCGCGGAAGUACUUGAAUUGAUGCUUAAAUUAUAUACUUGAACACUUGAUUAUGUACGUGAACCACGUGCGAGGCACUCUCUACUUUCGCGUCCAUUUAGGUUGAGUGUAAUAAUUCGUACGUCGUACUUUAAGCUGCCAGUAUUAUUAACUGUAAUCGAUAAUGCAUAUCCAUGUUAACGUUUAAGACAUUAUUAUUGCCCCUCCCCGUCCCCGUUCCCUCCACCCUCGCCCCGCAGCCCAGAUCAUCGAAAACCGUAAUCUACGUGCGUUGAUUUCGUAUUAUAUUCAUUGCGUUGUGUCGUUGCGUGUGAUGACGAUGAGGUACGCCUCGUGCGUUGGCGUUGGUCUGAUAUCGGCGUGAUAUCGUAGAGAGCUGUAACUGCUACGACUAAUUCUAGACUCCGUAGAUUAUGGGACGCUGCUACUUACCGUGAGGUAGUACGUUAAUUAUACAUGGUAGACACUAACUUGUAGAUACUUCCUGUACCUUGAGAUUUGUAUGAAGUAGCACCUAGAGACACACACACACGUAUACAUAAAUAUAUAUAUAUAUAUAUAUUACUAUGAAAGAGGAAUACCAUAGCGGGUAGUCGUUUGUAGGGUACAUAUUAUGGUGUAAGAUCGAGCUGACAAGCGGAGUGAAUCCGACGAAUAUCCCUGAGCGCCGUGCGCAUCCUUUACGGAUCCCGGCCGGCGAUGUGCAAUAUUCCGAUGCGGUCGCCUGACGUGAAGUACGAUCCGAUAUUUUUGUUUCGGCAGGCAGACCACCGAUGUUCCAAAUCGACUUCACUAGAUAGUCUUGUGUACUCUGGAAAUCUCUCUUAAUAAUAAAACAUUUAAUAACUGC
Molecule: messenger RNA, 9141 nt
Organism: Ooceraea biroi (clonal raider ant)
Lineage: Eukaryota; Metazoa; Arthropoda; Insecta; Hymenoptera; Formicidae
Gene: hwt
Product: SH2 domain-containing adapter heavyweight
Molecular function (GO): phosphotyrosine residue binding
Source: RefSeq, a predicted model, not a curated record